GAUUCGGAGGCCGCAUCGUUUUUCGCAAAUAUCAUCUAAACAAACGGUUGGAAGAAUAAGAAAAUGGUAAAUGUGUCAAAGGGAUUUUCCCGAGUGGUCCUCGGGAUAUCUGGUGGCGUGGACAGUGCAGUAGCAGCACUUUUCCUCAAAAAGAAAGGAUGAGGGAGCAGGCAGACUGGUCUACCCAAGUGACUCAGAUCUAGGUGAAAAAUGCAUCUUUGCAUAUCACGUGACUGCCCCCCCUCCCCCCCCUCCCCCAUAUUACUGGCUGGCAUCACACACCAUACUUCCGGUUGACUGGCUGAGAACAACAAGUGCAGUGCACCAUGGAUGAUUUUUUCAUGCAUUACAGAAACCUCAGCAAAUUUAAGCCACUUCUCAGCCAGGGAUAUGAAGUCACAGGAGUCUUCAUGCGUAAUUGGGAUGAAAAAGAUGAGAAAGGCCAUUGUACUGGUGAUGCAGAUGCUGAGGAUGCUGAGUGGGUCUGCCGAAAGCUUGACAUACCUUUCCACGAAGUGAAUUUUGUAAAGGAGUACUGGAAUGAUGUAUUCAUGUACUUGUUAGAAGAAUAUAAGGCAGGUUUUACUCCAAAUCCAGACAUCAUGUGUAAUAAAAGAGUAAAAUUUUCAACUUUCCUCAAAUAUGCCCAAGAAAACCAUAAUGCUGAAGUUAUUGCAACUGGUCACUAUGCCCGAAGUUCUUUUGGAGAAGAUUUGGAAAACUAUGAUGUCAGGAAAGGGGCAAGACUGCUACAAAGUUUUGAUCGUAUAAAAGAUCAGACAUUCUUUCUCAGCCAGAUACCUCAGCAGUCUCUACAGCAUACAAUAUUCCCAAUAGGGGAGUGUAGUAAAUAUUUGGUACGAAAGAUAGCAGAUACUGCAAGUCUUUCUCGGGUGGCAGAGAAGCGGGAUUCUACAGGCAUCUGCUUCAUUGGCACAAGAAAAUUUCAGGAGUUCAUCACAGAAUACAUUGAAAAUAAGCCUGGCAACUUCAUUGACCUAGAAACUCAGCAAGUGGUGGGAACUCACCAGGGGAUUCACCAGUGGACUGUGGGUCAGAGAUGUAAACUCUCACCCUUCCCUUUGCCCUAUUAUGUUUGUGAAAAACAUGUAGAAAGUAACAACAUAUUUGUGGUUUCUGGGACUGAUCACCCUGCCCUCUUCACCUCAAUUUUCUUCACUGAACCUGUAUUUUGGAUUCACAGUCCUCCACCACAACUGUAUUCCCAAGGGCAGCUGGAGUGUCAUUUUCGGUUCCAGAACACUGCUCCAUUGACGCCGUGUGUCAUCACUAGUGAUGGUAGCAAUCCUUGGCACCUGUCUCCCACUCAGAAUAACAUGGUGGUUAGCCUGGCUAAGCCACUUCGUGCCAUAACUCCUGGUCAGUUUGCAGUCUUCUACCUCGGAGAAGAAUGUUUGGGGUCAGCCCGAAUCCUUCGCCCUGGACCUUCAUCAUAUACACUAAAUGUAAAUAAUUGUAGAGAUAUAAUUCAGGGAAAGAAAUUAAUGGACCCGAAGUAAAUUCUCCUGAAGAUGCUAAUGGAAAGAAAGACCCAACAUUUAUUUAAAAUCUCUUGAAAACAUGUACAUACAUACUUUAAAUUUAUAUCAGCAGCAUUACAUUGUAUUAUGUAGACUAAUUUUAAUCCAUUCAUUCGUGAUUCACAUUUUGUGUGUGAUUGGUGCUGUGAAGUGUGAAGAUUAAAAAAAAUAAAAUUCUUCCAAGUAGU
This is a messenger RNA of Eriocheir sinensis (Chinese mitten crab), 1729 nucleotides long. Its product is annotated as mitochondrial tRNA-specific 2-thiouridylase 1-like. Gene Ontology annotation, cellular component: mitochondrion. NCBI's taxonomy places the organism in Eukaryota, Metazoa, Arthropoda, Malacostraca, Decapoda, Varunidae. The transcript has 10 exons. Gene Ontology annotation, biological process: tRNA wobble position uridine thiolation. Gene Ontology annotation, molecular function: sulfurtransferase activity. Bases 327 to 1520 code for a protein of 397 amino acids. The record is from RefSeq and is a predicted model, not a curated record.